Messenger RNA from Cornus florida, 1055 nucleotides. Its product is annotated as protein COFACTOR ASSEMBLY OF COMPLEX C SUBUNIT B CCB1, chloroplastic. The record is from RefSeq and is a predicted model, not a curated record. NCBI's taxonomy places the organism in Eukaryota, Viridiplantae, Streptophyta, Magnoliopsida, Cornales, Cornaceae. Bases 74 to 913 code for a protein of 279 amino acids. The transcript has 4 exons.
AACACAACACAAAAGUAAAGUACAGUCUGCUCAUCUAUCUAUCAUCUAUUAUCCUCUCUGGAGGUUGUGGGAAAUGGCAGCUAAAGUAAUAUCAUCCCAUACGCUCUCUUAUCCUUCCAAAUUCAGAAGCAGAAGAGAAUUCAGCGAAGACCAACCGUGGCUUGGACCGGCUCAAACCCCAAUAAGACCCACCAGGAGGAGGAGGAGGAGGAGGAGGCUCGUAGUUGGAGUCUCCUCCUCUCUCCUCCUCCAAGAUGUUGCUGUUACAUUAACAUCAUCUUCUUCUUCUUCGGCACUACUUGGAGGAGGAGAGAAUCACAACAACCUCGUCUUUCUACUCGCAGACAGUGUGGGCUAUUCGUCCGCCAGCUACUACACUUCUUUGGGUCUCUUUGUCAUCUCUGUUCCAGGCCUAUGGUCCCUCAUCAAGCGCUCUGUUAAAUCUAAGAUUGUGCAGAAGACAUUUAUAAGAGAAGGGGAAGGGAAGAAAGUGCCUAACCAGUUGGCUGGAGAAAUUCUCUCUUUCUUCACCCGCAACAAUUUUGUGGUGUUAGACAGAGGAGAAACCAUCACGUUUGAGGGCAUGAUGGUUCCAAGCCAAAGCCAAGCAGCAUUUCUCACAUUCUGCACCUGCGUAAGCCUAGCGAGCGUUGCCCUUGUACUUACUAUAACUGUUCCAGAUGUGGGCAAUAAUUGGUUCUGGCUUACCAUCUUAAGUCCGUUGGCAGGACUCUAUUACUGGAAACGAGCAUCAAGAAAGGAGCAGAUCAAGGUCAAAAUGAUAGUUGCAGGUGAUGGAACGCUGACAGAGAUCAUCGUUCAAGGAGAUGACCAGCAAGUAGAGGAAAUGAGAAAGGAGCUCCAGCUGAGUGAGAAAGGCAUGGUGUAUGUUAAAGGAAUCUUUGAGCGGUGAUGAUGAUUGUCUGUCAAUUACGUCCAUCAUCCCUGUGAGCAUACAACAGGACUAGACUUUGUUCAAUGCACAUCUUUUGUGGAUAAUUAAAAGUCAGAUACACUAUUUCUCAAAAUAAUUUACUGUGUAUUCUUUUUACUUC